This is a messenger RNA of Filobasidium floriforme, 3270 nucleotides long. RefSeq lists its product as uncharacterized. The record is from RefSeq and is a predicted model, not a curated record. The transcript has 12 exons. The coding region runs from base 200 to 2935 and encodes 911 amino acids. Gene Ontology annotation, molecular function: ATP binding; nucleic acid binding. Lineage: Eukaryota; Fungi; Basidiomycota; Tremellomycetes; Filobasidiales; Filobasidiaceae.
AACAACGGCAUCGACGUCUCGCUAGCUCGUCGGUCACCCCGCCCGGAAUCUGCCUUUGAAGGUGGUCGUAAAUUGUGGAACUCUUGGCGGAACUCCUACUAGGGGAGUCGGAGGUGCAGGUCGUCCGGGAGUCGAGAGGACGCAUAGCCGAUUCGCUACUGCUCCGGCUGCAGGGGUCGCACUCGGUCAGAACGCAGGCAUGGGUGCAGGUGCAAAUGGACCAGGGGGUCUAGGGUCAGGGCUUGGAACCGGAAUGGACAGGCCAUUGAGUGCCAUGAGUACCAAGGGCGUCUCGGCCGGCGGAGGAGUUGCUGGAGUGACGGAUUCGUCAGGCAGGAUGGAGGGUCAGGCUCUGAUCGACCUGAUUGCACGGGUCGCUCGGACGGAAGCUGCGAUUGCCGAUAUGAGUCAGCAGGUCGCAAGCCUGAACACGAUCGUCAAGUCGUUGCAGAUCAGCGCGACCCAGAACGGGACCGUCGGGGCUAACAGCCUGGGCUCGCACUCGGGUUCCAAUUCGAGUUCUGGAGGUUCGACGCCUUCCCUGUUUGCUGCUCCUCCCCCUCAAAUCACGAGGACGAGUGCGUCUAAUACGGCAGUCCCUGGCCUGGCAAGCUCAGAGGGACCGCCUUCAGCGAUCUCUACUGGCGCAUUGACGGCCGAGACCAACGAAUCCAAUUCGACCAUCACCCCUACCGCCGGGUCGAGCAGCAGCAACACCGAUAUUGCUGCGCUCACGCAUCAGAUCGCCGCUCUGAGCGCUAGUGUAGCCCAGUUGCAGAGGAUGCAGAGCACUUCGGUUCGGCAAGGUAUCGAGAAGCGUAUGGGUCAGAGUGGGGCCGCUAGUCCAGAGGAGAAAACCGGGGUACCUCCCGCUGCAGGCCAGAGCGGGACGAGCAACACUCCUCCCGGUCAGAAUGCAUCAGCCACAGGUGCACAACAAGCUGCUCAGACGCCGAGUCAAGGCGGUCAUCCUCAGCAACAGGGGUACUUCCCUAAUAUGGGCGGAAACGUCGGUAGACCGCAAAACGCCCGCAACCAGACCGGACCUGCGGGUGCUCUUAACAGCUCGAUCGCCAGCGCUCUGGGAUCGAUUGGGUCCAGGCCGAGACCUCAUCCAGGCAGGGCUGCCAGUAGCAGCGUCGUCACUGGAGCCGGUUCGGUCAACGCCGGUCAGGGCUAUCAGAGCAUGGGCAACGGCGGUGAGAGGCUGGGUGUUCCGACGCCCGGAAUUGCCGGUGGGAUGAGUCUGGGUCCUAUGAACAUGAUCAACCAGGGAGCUGGUGGUCGCGUGGAGCGCGAUCGAUUGGAGGCCGUCACGCCUGGUGGAAUGUCACGCGAAGGCGGACCGGGUGGUAUGACCGUCACCAAGUGGGAACACUUGCCGCUCACCCCGGAAUUGCAGAGGCAGAUUGUCAAGUAUGGCAUCGGUCCUCCCAACAAAAUUCAAGCGCGAGCUCUGCCGUUCAUGUUGAGAGGCUCUGAUAUCAUCGCUCAGGCGCCUCCUACGCAGGAGCGUAUCAUCACCUACGUUAUUCCUGUUGUACAACUGGUUUUGAGUCUCGGUGUGCAGCAUCAGCCCACAUACAAAGGGCCUUGUGCGAUCAUCGUGACCACUACCGUCGACCAGGCGACUCAGGCUCAUAAACUGAUUCGUGACAUCGGUGCACCCCUCGGCGUCAGGACCGGUCUUGCCGUAGGAGCAUCCGGCGCCGAUAUUUCGGCAGACCUCGCCAAUUGGCAUAGGAACGCAGUCCACGUUCUCGUCGGUACCCCCGCUCGGCUCAACGACGUGAUGGUCAAGCACGCCAGCAACGGUGGCUUGCCAGGCGGUGAAGUCCGCAUGUUGGUCCUUGACGAGGUCGACCAAUUAAUCGCUCGAAACCUGUACGAGAACGUGACUUCAAUUUGCCGGGUCCUGCCUGCACCGCGGUCGCGAAACCCGACUGCCGCCGGCAAUGGUAUUAUUGGCACUCCCGGCCCAAUGCAGAGUCCCGGAAUUACCAGCCCGUUCGACCUGGGUAUGAGUUCGCCCUUUAAUCCUGCUUCGACUAUGCCAUUCCCAUCCGCUUCGAACGCUCGUUUCAACAACAGCAAUAAUAACAAUAACGGUGGCAACGCCUCGAUGGCACUGGGAAGCAAUCCUGAAAGACAGACAUGCAUUUUCUCGAACACCAUUCCUACCGAUGUCAUCAACUUUUCGCAGUCGAUCCAGGUCCGCGAGCCUGUCCGAGUUCUGGUUCGACGUGAAGGUGGUACCAACACCUCCAAUGAGUCCACGUCAGCCGGCAACUUGCGUCACUAUUACCUGUACCUCGCUCUUGCAAGUGGAGCGGCUAACAGGAACGAGGCUGGUGCGGCGGGGCCAGGAACCAUCGGCUCUGGUCGUGCCGCAGGCAACCAGAAUACCGAGGUCAAUCAGGCCAAGGAGUUCAAAUUGGAAGCAUUGGCAGAUUUACUUCUUGAGUACCCUCUCUGGCAAGCGAUCAUUCACGUUGGAGCGCAAAGUACCCUCGAUGCUGUGGUUGGCAAGUUGAACAGCAGACAGAUGGAGAACCUCUCUCUCUCGCCGGACAUGUCGUCACAAGCCAAGCAAGCGGUGUAUACAAAGUGGAGGGCUUCCGCCCAGAGUGGCCGCGGGGCCCGAUUCCUGGUCGCGUUCGAUACCAUUGUCAAACCCCCGGAAGUCGUCGCUGCGCCGCUUGUUGUCAACUUUGACCUACCACGAAGCGUCGAAGGAUAUGCUCAACGAGUGUCCGCUGCGAACCAAGCGGAUGUCAGCAGAAACGACCGUAAUCGGAAUGCACCGACACCUUCCAGCAUCGUCUUGAACUUUAUCCAAGCUGCCGGCGGUGAUGUCGAGAUGCUUCGAAGCACCGAAUGUGCUUAUCGGUUCAAAUGUUCUGAGAUUCCAGCCUCGUUCCGGGACCUCUUCUAAAUGUGCCAGCCACAUCACACCAAACUUCGAAACUCCAGGAUCGUUCCGCCGACUGUCUCGUCCGAAUCGCAAUCUCAAAUGUAGCCUCUGUCUUGCCUUGCAUCCGUGGUGCCAUCAUCGAACCUAGUAUACAAGAAAGAAAAGAAAGCGAAGUGCAUUCAUUGUAUCUAAUCUCAUCCGCAUCGUUAUCAUCUCAUGUCUCGCGCUUCACGAUACGAACGGCUGUCCCAGAGUGACUUCCCGGUCGGCCGGUCGCUGAUAGACUGCCUUGAUUUUGCCGGAUAGUAUUAUAGCCGUCUUGCAAGAUUGACAGACCGAGAGAUGUUCCAGCUGUA